AUGGUCUACGAGCUUGAGCCAGCUUCGGCUUGGAGCUUUGCCGAACCUGCGAGCGAGCCUCCGUCCGGGCAGCGUCAGCAGCAGCGGCACAGCGGAGUCCAGGUUCGUGUUGGUCCAGGCUUGGUGAAGGAGGCAACUGAAGCAGCUGAUGGUGAAUCUGAAGACGCGGGUUCGGAUCCAGGCGUUCCCACUCUCGACGCAUCUCCUUCAACCCUCCCCACGCAUCAAUAUCGAACAGUAGCUGCUCCAAUCCAUGCAGCCCCCAGGGCUGAUAUUGGUACUCAGGGUGUUUCAAGUGAUGGAAUUGUAGAGAGGGAAGGGAGUGAGGAGGGUGAAGGGAGUGAGGAGAUUGAAGGGAGUGGGGAGGGGGGUGGGAUUGAGGAGAGGGAGGGGAGUGAAGAGAGAGAUGGGAGUGAAGAGAGGGAGGAUGCUGAGCGUGCGGAGAGAGACGGGAGUGAGGAAGGGAAUGGGAGUGAGGAGGAGGAUGCAUCCGGAAUCACGGCAAGGGCUCAAACUGUUUCUGAAGCAGCAGAGGAGACUGGUCCUGUUCCGGUCGCUGCAGGGGCAGCAGCAGGAGCAGGAGCAGGAGCAGGGGAAGGUGCAGGGGCAGGGCCAGGGGCAGAGCCGGAGAGGGCUAAGAAGGUGAGUGUGGACACGUUGGAAGAAGCACGGAUCAUACUCAAGGGAAUCGAUGGAGGGGAGGAUGGAGCGAGGGCUCAGAUGAAACGUGUUCAGGCCACUGCCGCAGGCGUAACAACCCAAGGCCAUGGCUCUGGUUCUGGCAACGGUGAUGGCGCUGCUGGUGGCAGUGGUGGCACUGGAGAGGGGGUGGGAGAGGAGGGAGGGGUGGACUGGAGCCACGGCCUGAAGGCAACGAGCAUGUAUGUGGUGAAGGACGGGGACACGUGCGAGGGGCUCGCUUACCAGCUGUUUCGAGGGUCGCCUGAAAUGAUGCGCGAUCUCAACCAUGGGUUUGUGUGCUCCGAUGCCACUCUCGCACCCAACAUGCAACUGUUCGUGCCGUGA
Messenger RNA from Closterium sp. Naga37s-1, 1026 nucleotides. The record is from the annotation of a GenBank genome assembly. Lineage: Eukaryota; Viridiplantae; Streptophyta; Zygnematophyceae; Desmidiales; Closteriaceae.